Messenger RNA from Phanerochaete carnosa HHB-10118-sp, 594 nucleotides. RefSeq lists its product as uncharacterized. Lineage: Eukaryota; Fungi; Basidiomycota; Agaricomycetes; Polyporales; Phanerochaetaceae. The transcript has a single exon. The coding region runs from base 109 to 558 and encodes 149 amino acids. The record is from RefSeq and is a predicted model, not a curated record.
AUUUCCUUUCUGUAGUACAUAAUUCACAUCGUCAAUUUCGUCGAUCUGCUUGUCAUCUUAUCCGCUGAAAGGGUUCCCGUCGCCGAUGAACUUCGCGCCUGGCUGCCCAUGACCGUCGUCGACCCGCUCGCUAUGUCGCCAGCGUUUGCCAUUGGCACGCUCCUCAUGGUUAUCGGUAGCCUCAUCCGAUCCGUCUCCUACAAAUAUCUCGGACGCCACUUCACUUUUCAGCUCGCCAUCCAAAAAAACCACAAGCUAAUAACAAGUGGUCCGUAUUCCGUUGUUAGACACCCUGGCUAUACAGGAGGCUGGAUCUACAUGGUGGGCGUCGUUAUCAGCCAGCUUGGUCCUGGCUCGCUCUACGCUGAGCUCGGGCUUUGGAGGAAUCCGCUUGGCUUUCUCGCAGGCGUGUGUCAGAUCGCGUUCACGGUGCACAUCUCCUUGACGUCUAUUUUCCGAAUGCCAAAAGAGGACUUGGCGCUGCUAGAGGAGUUUGGGGAUGAAUGGCUCGCAUGGGCGAAGCACACUCCUCAUCGCUUCGUCCCUGGUGUCUACUAAAUCGUUGGUGACCUUAUGUGGGUAAUCAGCACAACC